This is a messenger RNA of Exophiala viscosa, 729 nucleotides long. RefSeq lists its product as uncharacterized. The record is from RefSeq and is a predicted model, not a curated record. The transcript has a single exon. Lineage: Eukaryota; Fungi; Ascomycota; Eurotiomycetes; Chaetothyriales; Herpotrichiellaceae. Bases 185 to 550 code for a protein of 121 amino acids.
CGUGGCGCCCGCCGAAACGAUUUGACUUCCCGUCCACUUCCCGAGCCGAUGCCUUCCUUCCUUUAUGACAGCUUCCCGUGCAGCUGCCCUCCAUCAGGCGUGCCUUGUACCUCGUGAAUGAUGGAAUGCAUUAUGAAGCCGUGACUAGCCCUCGCUCCUGUGAGUCAAUGCGUACUCGUACAGGAUGUUGCUUCCCCACGCUUGCUCACUCUCUCUCGUACCCUGGCUAUUAUGGGCUCGUGAUACUUCGAGAAUGAGCCAACCAUUGUGUCCAUCCGAAGCAUCCCCAGACUUCAGUCGUCCGACCUUCGCCUCAGUAUCACAUCAUAGCGCAUGUUUGACAUCUAUGUGCUACCCAACCCCAUCGGCGUAUCACUCAAUAUCGGCUGUUUCCGACAUGACAUCUAUAUCCCUCGUCACACACUCCGGGCAAAGCCACCAAAAGCCACGAGGCACCGCUUACCCACGGGUCAAAUCAGCUCAUCAUCACAAUGUCACUGCAUCAAAGCAUGCUUCUUCAUCACAUCAUCCCCCUGGUGAGCCUGAAUGAUGAUACCUUUUGCGCGAGCCAAUGAUUACUUAUCGACUUCUCGCUUCCCUGUUUCUUGAUAAAUCGAGCCGUUGCCCUUCUCUUCCGUCCACUCUUCCCUUCUCCUCGGGCGCAAGCUCAUGCACACGCCCCAGAGGAGCUUGCUUCACGUGCCAUUGGGGAAUCAGGAUCCGAGAUUC